AGGUCUUCUUUCCAAAUUUCUGUUCAGUUAGAGAUACAUAGCUAUGUCGUCAAGAGCUCACCCUGUGGACGGAGAUUUAAGUCCGGCAACGGACGGUGGACAUAUUCCGAUGAAAUCCUCGCCCCACCGACAUAAAGUUGGGAUUCCACCGAAGCAAAACAUGUUCAAGGAUUUCAUGUACACAUUCAAAGAAACUUUCUUCCACGAUGAUCCUCUUAGGGAUUUUAAGGAUCAGCCUAAGUCUAAGAAGUUUAUGCUUGGUCUCCAAUCCGUCUUCCCGGUCUUUGAUUGGGGACGUAACUACAAUCUCAAGAAGUUUCGAGGCGAUCUCAUCUCUGGUUUAACAAUUGCAAGUCUCUGCAUUCCUCAGGAUAUUGGAUAUGCUAAGUUGGCGAAUCUUGAUCCCAAAUACGGUUUAUAUUCGAGUUUUGUUCCUCCGUUGGUAUAUGCUUGUAUGGGGAGUUCGAGGGAUAUAGCAAUCGGACCUGUCGCUGUGGUUUCUCUGUUGCUAGGAACAUUGCUUCGAGCUGAGAUUGAUCCAAGCACAAAUCCUGAUGAAUAUCUCCGCCUUGCCUUCACUGCUACGUUUUUCGCGGGUAUCACUGAAGCAGCCCUUGGAUUCUUCAGAUUAGGGUUCUUGAUCGAUUUCCUUUCCCACGCGGCUGUGGUUGGCUUCAUGGGCGGCGCAGCCAUCACUAUCGCUCUUCAGCAGCUUAAAGGCUUCCUCGGGAUCAAGAAAUUCACCAAGAAAACUGAUAUCAUUGCUGUUCUUGAAUCCGUUUUCAAAGCAGCUCAUCACGGCUGGAAUUGGCAGACUAUACUCAUUGGUGCAUCAUUCUUGACCUUCCUUCUCACCUCUAAGUUCAUUGGGAAGAAGAGCAAGAAACUAUUCUGGGUACCAGCAAUUGCGCCAUUGAUAUCAGUUAUCAUUUCCACCUUCUUUGUUUACUUAACCCGAGCCGACAAACAAGGAGUCCAAAUCGUGAAACACCUUGACCAAGGCAUCAACCCUUCCUCUCUCCAUCUAAUCUACUUCACCGGUGAUAACCUUGCUAAGGGCAUCCGGAUCGGUGUAGUCGCUGGCAUGGUCGCUUUAACAGAAGCUGUAGCGAUUGGAAGAACCUUUGCUGCGAUGAAAGACUACCAAAUCGACGGUAACAAAGAGAUGGUAGCAUUAGGUAUGAUGAACGUAGUUGGAUCGAUGUCUUCUUGCUACGUAGCUACCGGAUCUUUCUCAAGAUCAGCCGUCAAUUUCAUGGCUGGAUGUCAAACAGCGGUUUCAAACAUCAUAAUGUCAAUUGUUGUUCUCUUGACAUUGCUCUUCCUGACUCCUCUCUUCAAGUACACUCCAAACGCCAUCCUCGCAGCUAUCAUCAUCAACGCCGUGAUUCCUUUGAUCGAUAUCCAAGCUGCUAUUUUGAUCUUUAAGGUUGAUAAGCUUGAUUUCAUCGCUUGUAUUGGAGCAUUCUUUGGCGUCAUCUUUGUUUCUGUUGAGAUCGGACUUCUCAUUGCCGUCUCGAUCUCGUUUGCUAAGAUCCUCUUGCAAGUAACAAGACCUAGAACUGCAGUUCUCGGAAAUAUUCCGAGAACUUCUGUUUACAGAAAUAUUCAACAGUAUCCUGAAGCCACUAUGGUUCCAGGGGUUCUUACUAUUCGUGUUGACUCCGCCAUUUACUUCUCCAACUCAAAUUACGUCAGAGAAAGGAUCCAAAGAUGGCUCCAUGAGGAAGAAGAAAAGGUCAAAGCAGCAAGCCUACCUAGGAUUCAGUUUCUCAUCAUCGAAAUGUCACCUGUUACGGACAUCGACACAAGUGGUAUCCACGCGUUAGAAGACUUAUACAAGUCUCUCCAGAAAAGAGACAUUCAGUUGAUUCUAGCAAAUCCUGGACCGUUGGUGAUAGGCAAGCUACACUUGUCGCACUUUGCCGACAUGUUAGGACAAGACAACAUCUAUCUGACAGUGGCUGACGCAGUCGAGGCUUGCUGUCCAAAACUCUCAGAAGAGUUCUUUAUGAUUCUUCUAUCCAUACCAAGAGUGUCAAUGGUAAAUCUCCUCUCCUUCCGUUCCGUCGGCGUUCAUCUUCUCCGGCAUGCUACGCCGAUCAUAACCCGAGGCGGAAGAAUCUCGAAACCCAUCUCGAAAAAUCUCUGCUUUGUCUUAUUCUCUUCGUCUCCUAAAACCUCUCUUCUUAAACCUCGCGCUGCGUCAUCAGAGGACCAUUCUCUUGUGUUUAAAGGCGAUGAGCGUGUGGUGGGUCUUGUGGGCAAAGUAGAUGAUACAUUCGAUAACGUUGAUAGGUUUCAGAGCUCAAGUACAAUUGUGGCGAUUGUAACGCCGAUCGGUGGACCACCUGGUGCGGUAGGAAUCGUGCGGUUGUCGGGACCUAAGGCUGUGGAAGUUGCAAGAAGAGUCUUUCGUUCUGCUAAGAAAAGGAAGAAGAAGGACUCGGAUUCGGAUUCGUGGCGGCCCAAGAGUCAUUUCGUGGAGUAUGGAGUUGUUGUUGAUUCACAUGGCAAUGUUGUUGACGAGGUUUUAGCUGUGCCUAUGUUGGCUCCUCGGUCAUACACUCGAGAAGAUGUAGUUGAGCUCCAAUGUCACGGGAGCGAAGUUUGUCUGCGGCGUGUUUUGAGGACGUGUGUUGAAGCUGGAGCACGAUUAGCAGAACCAGGAGAGUUUACACUUCGUGCCUUCCUAAAUGGGCGUUUAGACCUUUCGCAAGCUGAAAAUGGAGGGUUUUCAUCUUUGGUCAAAUCAUUAAGAGCACAAUGCAUUGAGCUCCUCACUGAAAUUGAAGCUCGUUUAGACUUUGAUGACGAGAUGACGCCAUUGGAUAUAGAGUCAGUUAUUAACAAAAUAAACAGCAUGUCUGAAGACGUAGAAAGUGCAUUAGAUACAGCAAAUUACGACAAGCUUCUUCGAAGCGGAUUGCAGAUAGCUAUUGUUGGUCGUCCGAAUGUCGGGAAAUCAAGUCUUCUAAAUGCCUGGAGCAAAAGUGAGAGAGCCAUUGUUACAGAAGUUGCUGGAACUACUCGAGACGUUGUGGAAGCUAAUGUUACAGUCCGUGGCGUACCUAUCACACUUCUUGACACUGCUGGUAUCAGAGAAACCAAUGACAUUGUCGAAAAAAUAGGAGUUGAAAGAUCAGAAACAGCUGCUAAGGUUGCUGAUGUCAUAAUCAUGGCGGUGAGUGCUGUCGAAGGCUGGACUGAAGAAGACACUGAGCUUUUACGUAAGAUCCAAUCAGACAAGCCUAUGAUUCUGGUGAUGAACAAAAUUGAUUGUGCUCCUCCUAGUAGCUGUGAUCAACUAGAAGAUCAGAGGAAAAAGGAAGAAGUUUUCCAUAAGUCUGUCUUCACAUCAGCUGUUACUGGUCAAGGAAUUGAAGAGCUUGAAGAUGCAAUAUUGGAGAUUCUUGGUCUUGAUCGUGUCCCCACUGGAGGACAUCAAUGGACCGUGAAUCAGAGACAAUGCGAGCAAUUGGUGCGGACGAAAGAAGCGCUAGCGAGGCUGAGAGAAGCGAUUGAAGACGAGAUUCCAAUUGAUUUCUGGACAAUCGAGCUGAGAGAAGCUGCUUUGGCUCUUGCUCAAAUCAGUGGUCAAGAUGUCUCUGAAGAGGUCUUAUCGUCCAUUUUUGCUAAAUUUUGUAUCGGUAAAUAAACCGUUGCCACUUAAUUCAACCCCAGACAAAUCAAAAGUGUCUUAUUAACCCUUUUUCACAUACAUUGAAGUUUGUUUUUUGGAACUUUUUCGUGUGUAUGUAAAAUCGACGUACGUACAAUAAUUAGAUUCAACAUAU
Molecule: messenger RNA, 3797 nt
Organism: Arabidopsis arenosa
Lineage: Eukaryota; Viridiplantae; Streptophyta; Magnoliopsida; Brassicales; Brassicaceae
Source: the annotation of a GenBank genome assembly